Entamoeba invadens IP1 is the source of this 870-nucleotide messenger RNA. RefSeq lists its product as hypothetical. The transcript has a single exon. The coding region runs from base 1 to 870 and encodes 289 amino acids. The record is from RefSeq and is a predicted model, not a curated record. Lineage: Eukaryota; Evosea; Mastigamoebida; Endamoebidae.
AUGAGACACAACUCUUCUCAAUUGAAAGAAGUUGUCCGUAAAAUUCAGAACAGCUUUAAUGAGCUCGAAGAAACGAUAAACAAAAUGAAACAAAACAUUCCACAGCUUGAAAGUGAGGUUAAACAGUUAUCAUUAGAUAAAGCACGUAAUGAUCAAUAUUCAAUCGAAAGAUUACAAAUGCGUUUUCACGAAUUAAAUGAAAUGUUGUUAUAUAAGAAGAAGCUCAUUGCUCAAAAGUUCUUUUUAAUGAACCCACAACUCAAUAUAAAGGUUUAUGACGUCUCACAAUUAAUGUAUAAGCCAGAAAAACAUGUAGCGACUCCUCCCCCAGAGAUUGAAACACAUUCCAUUAACGCAACACAAUACCAAGUGGUCGAAACAAAUCCAUUGAGUGUUGUUAGUCAACCAAGUUGUGUGAUUUUAAACCACCCACCACUCACUUCACUAAAGCUGAAAAACUACAUCCCACUACUUGUAGCAAAAAAGUUGAACUUUUUGAAGUCUUUGUUCGGACAAAACGUUCAACAUUGUUGUGAUUUGUCAUUUCCAAUUCAAGAGACUUUUUCUUUGUCUUCUUCGUCAUUGCUAUUCAUUCAGACAUCGUGUAAUAACAUUUUUGGAAUAUCAUUACAAAGAAAAAGCAUCAUCCCUUUUAUAAGACCAAAAAAGGCAACUUUUGAGGAAUUAAGUGAGAUCCAAUUGGGUGUCAUUAAUGUGACUAAUGACGGUAUACAAAGCCAAGUAAUCGAUUUGUUAUUCAAAUCAAUGCUUGGACCUCACAAUGAAAAUGUCAUUGUGAAGACUUUUGAACCAACCGAAAUCUUCAUCAAUCCACAUUGCAUCUUUCUGUCUAUUUACUCCUUUAUUUAA